Messenger RNA from Penicillium paradoxum, 2583 nucleotides. RefSeq lists its product as uncharacterized. Lineage: Eukaryota; Fungi; Ascomycota; Eurotiomycetes; Eurotiales; Aspergillaceae. The transcript is spliced from 7 exons. The record is from RefSeq and is a predicted model, not a curated record. The coding region runs from base 1 to 2583 and encodes 860 amino acids.
AUGAAUGAAACCGAGGAGCAGCUUCGCCGGCUGCAAAGUCUACAAAUGGCUGACCUGGGAACUGCCCGCCGUGAAAUAAUCUCCACGGCCGAAAUCAAGAAGCCGGCUCAGGUGCAGCUUGGCGCGAUUGAAUCGCGGCGCCAAGUCGACCAACGGGACAAAGCUCAGCUGAAUAAAUGGGCAAACUUGCAUGCUGAAAUUGGCGACACCGGUGGAAUGGAAGGGCUCCAGGACAUAGGUUCCGGUCAGUCUCACCGAGCCAAUCUUCAUGCCAUGCUGCAUCCCGAGGGAAGUCAGCUGCGAACAUAUGCCAACCAUCCUGUCCCUACUCCCUCUGCAGGUCGCGGUGGUGGUUUCAUAGGAAAGCGAGGUCGUGGUGGACCCGUUGCCUCUCCCGCAAGGGGACAUGUUAAUAUUCCACAUGCUCCCGCAAGAUUCCCGAGCCACGGAACAAACAAUCGCAGCGUCGGUCGACAAGGUCGUCCUGAGCCUCACACUCGGUCCGUCACAGUAUCAUCCGGCUUCGGGUUGGAUCCGGCACUCAAUUGCAACAACGAUGAUAGCGAUGCCCGCGGCCGGGGAAGAGGUCGAGGCCGAGGCCGAGGGAGGGGCCGGGGCAAACCUCAAGAGCCAGUUCACAAAUCAGUCCCACCUAUGACUAGCAGAGCUCAGCGGCCCCCACCAACCCAGGACUUCACUACGAAAAUUUCGGACCCCGCGCACUUCAUGUCCCUACUCCAAUCUCGCCGAGCGUCCGAAAAGCCAAAAGCACCAGUUGAAAGCAUCUUUACUGCUCCAAUCCAGGACGUUACAGCUAUGCAACAACCCAUUCUGCCUAACAAGCCAGAGACCAAGCCGCUCUUGAGCGAGAAAAAGCAGAAGAAAAGUAUGGUUGAAACUCCCCCUCCGCCCGUCAAACCUCAAUACCAACCUCCCCAACCGCUGACACCGUCGUCUCGCACUGCUCCGCCUGAGAAAACGGCCUCAUCCAAACGCACGAAAGCUAGGGCUGCCCCUAUCAAGCCUUCCCCGCCGCACAUUGGAAAUUAUCUCGUGGAAAUACCUACAAAGCCAGCGUCUCAUAUUCCUGAUGCGAGAGCUUCUGGCUCUAAGAAAUCAAAGGAAAAGGCCCAUCUACCUAUUCCUAUUCCUGCUGAUCCGAAGGCAUUUGGAGUCCCCGCAGACACACUUUCAUGGAAAGUUUUACCUGAGGAAGAACCACGAAAGCCAGUUAAAAGCAAUACGAAGGUUCCAACCAAGCCAACCAUAUCCCAUGUCGAGGUUCAGAAGUCCCUAGCUGCCAAAGCUCCACAAAUGAAAGACAGCAAAAAACAUGUUUCCUCUGGUAGUCAGGAACCGAAAUCCAAACAGCCAGCUCAGUCUAAAGCCGAUGUACCUACGGUUGCAUUCCCUCUAGAUCUUUUUUCUGCGGGUGCGGCACCGAUAACCCCUCGAUCUUCCAAGGCGAAGACCAUUUCUAGUCGAGCUGCAGCAGAAUUGGAAGGUCUCAAGUUCAUCGAAAAGGCUGAGGUCUCGAAGCCAGUUUCAAGCAUUGACGAAGUCAUUUCACCUAAACCUGCUAAGCAACUGAGCUCAGAAGCUCAAUCCGAUAAGAAGAAUCAGGAUGUCAAUGCCAAUCUCCUUGAGCUCUUUGAAGAAUUUUGCCAGUCCAGAUAUGCGCCUGGACUUACUCCUCUUGAUGUCGAACGAAUUGUUGAGGCAAAAAUUCGUCAGAGAGAGAGCCAACAAGUUAGCAAACGAGAUGUUACCCCCUUUGAUCGACAUCGAUCGCCGCCUCCGCCCCAUUCUAACUCUACCUCACCUCCAUCUGCCGAUAAACGCAGAGACAGGCCUCGUGUGCCUGGCCUCUCGCCGACUAGAAGCGAUGAUUCCGAUAUCAUAACCCGCUUUGAAGCUCUCCAAGUCUCGGAUAAGCUUGCUCCUCCACUCGAACCGCAGCGUGCAGCCUCUAUCCCAGAUCCUGGGCCCCUAGAUAUUCCAAAGAGACCGAAAAUCUCCGACACUUCCAUCCAGAUGGCACCUGCUUCAGAACCGCGUCCUCGAGUGGAAGCUACUAAGAAGCCCCUGGCUAUCAAUGAUUCUAUCUACGCGACAAAAGUUUCUAUUCCUUCCAAGGCUUCUGCCCCGUUGAAGAUUCCUGCCUCGAUCAAGGCCCCUACCUCACCUGAUACCAGUCUCAUCGGACAGAGGCCCCAAGCUCCAAUUCGGGCGUUGAGCGCAAACCAUCCAAAUAUUCCCACAUUACACGAGGAAAUACCCGUUGGUGUGCGCACAAUCGGCCCUGCUCCAUACAAUUCUCCUAAGCCACAAGGUGGAAAGCCAACUGGAGUUCGCACCAUUGGCCCUGCUCCAUACAAAGCUCCCACAGCGCGUCCGAAUUCUUCCGAGAAUCGAACCUCCGGUGCUAUCAGCCGUACUUCUAGCUUUGUGCAGUCGGGUCAGUCCAAUAACCCCGUCUCACAGCAAGCCCCCAGUCGGAUAUUCUCCAUGCCCGACCCUGUGACACUCCCACGACCCAGUGCAAAGGGUAUGGUGACCCCUCCUUUCCGCCGCCGCAAGUAA